Molecule: messenger RNA, 1326 nt
Organism: Spizellomyces punctatus DAOM BR117
Lineage: Eukaryota; Fungi; Chytridiomycota; Chytridiomycetes; Spizellomycetales; Spizellomycetaceae
Product: mRNA splicing protein PRP45
Exons: 4
Coding region: 5-1264 (419 amino acids)
Biological process (GO): mRNA splicing, via spliceosome
Cellular component (GO): spliceosomal complex
Source: RefSeq, a predicted model, not a curated record
ACUCAUGCGACCGGAUGAGGAUACUAUUAGGGAAACAGCUGAAAAAACUAGGGCGGCGUUGGAGAAGCUGGUGGAUGCAAAAAUCAAGGCGUCUCAACCAAAGCAAAUCACCAUGGCGAAAAAGGGGCCGACCUACGUAAAGUACACUCCAGCACAACCAAAUAAUGCCGUGACUUCGGGAGCCGCUUCUCGUGUGAUUCGUAUGGUUGAAGCACCCAUUGACCCAAUGGAACCUCCUCGCUUCAAGCACAAAAAAGUCCCUCGCCCUCCACCGUCCCCUCCGCCACCUGUGUUACAUUCACCUCCUCGGAAAGUCACUGCUGAAGAACAGAAGAACUGGGUAAUCCCACCGUGCAUUAGUAACUGGAAGAACGCAAAAGGAUACACUAUCCCGUUGGACAAGCGACUGGCCGCGGAUGGACGCGGCCUGCAAGAGAUAACGAUCAACGACAAUUUCGCAAAACUCUCUGAAGCGCUGUUUAUUGCUGAUCGUCAUGCUCGAGAAGAAGUGCAAAUUCGAUCAGAGAUGCAAUCAAAGCUGGCGGCCAAAGAAAAACGAGAAAAGGAGGAAAAGCUUCGAAUGCUAGCGCAAAGGGCUCGGGAGGAACGAGCUGGGCUGGUUUCAGGUGCGGGUGGAGAGGCCGCUGCACCUGCAUCAGAGAGAUCAGACGCAUCAUCGGAUUCAGAAGACAGCAUUGACGAGGAAGAUCGCGCAAAGUUGAAAGAGCGUGAAGAGUUGAGGAGAGAGAGGCAGAAGCAGCGGGAACGUGAAUUUAGAAUGAGCCAUAUGGGGGCGGAAACCAAAGCCAGAGUAUUGAGUAAGAGCACGGAUCGGGACAUUUCUGAGAAGAUUGCACUCGGUCUUGCGCAGCCAACAAUGUCAAAAGAAUCAAUGUUUGACCAGCGGCUCUUCAACCAGGAUCAAGGGAUGGGCUCUGGCUUUGGAGCGGAAGAUUCCUACAAUCUGUAUGAUAAACCCUUGUUUCAGGGCUCUUCUGCCAAUGCAAUCUACAGACCAAAGAAGGCUGAAGAGGCUGUCGGUGGGGUGGCAGCAGAGAAGAUCGAAAAGAUGCUGGGCGAAAGCGGACCGCAUCGGGGAUUUCAGGGCGCGGAUGGUGCAGUCAGGGAUGGUCCUGUUCAGUUUGAGCGGGAACAAGCAGAUAUUUACGGUAUCGACGAAUUCUUGUCUACCGCGAAGCGAGGAAGGGACAAGGACGAAGGAAGUUCAUCGAGAAGGGAUGGCAAGCGUUCGCGGAGGGAUUAGGGUCUGUUAUAGUUUAUGGUUUAUGUUCUCGUGAAAAAUAAUAUGAUGGACCGUUUAAAAGC